AAAACCUAGAAAGUUUGUUAAGAGACCAACAUGUGCUCUCCUGCCAGUUCCAAAAUCCUAUACAGGAAUCCCCGGUUUCUCCGGUUAGCUUUUCUGCAGCUUCAUCACCAGCAACAGACUGGUGUGUUCUGUGAUGUCCUUCUGCAGGCAGAAGGUGAGGCAGUCCCAGCUCAUUGCUGCAUCCUGUCAGCCUGCAGCCCCUUCUUCACAGAGCGCCUGGAGCGGGAGAGGCCAGCUCAGGGUCGGAAGGUGGUGCUGGAGCUGGGGGGCUUGAAGAUCAGGACACUCAGGAAGCUGGUGGACUUCUUAUAUACCUCAGAGAUGGAAGUAUCUCGAGAAGAAGCCCAGGAUGUGCUUUCUGCUGCCCGUCAGCUCCGUGUAUCUGAGCUAGAAUCCCUUCAGCUAGAGGGUGGGAAGUUGGUGAAGGCUCCCCAGGGCCGAAGACUAAACAGGGAGUGCUUACAGCCUCCAGCGGCUGCACCAAUCUCUGCCAGGGUGGUGGCAUCCAGCCGCCACCCUCGGACUCCACUGCCUGUGACCCAGACUCCUUGCCCUCUUGGGCCAGUGAGAUUGAAGUCCUCCGGGAAGGACGAGGGGCCCCUAGAGAAAAGCAACCGACAGAAUGCAGAGAACUUGUCUGGCAACCUGCUCAAGAAGAAGGCCAGAGCUUGCCCAACUCCACAAGAAAAAAGCUCUUCACCAUCAAGCCACAGUCAGGGACCAAGAGAGAACAAGAGUGACCCUGCCAUUGUUCCUACAGCACUUUCUCCACCCAGUAUGUACCCUUCUGUAGAUGAGCGGCUAUUGCCCAGAAAGAUCAGACUGAGUCGCUCAAAGCCGUCUCCUGAUACCUGUACAUCCAAGCCUUCUAGCAUGGUAAGCAGACCCACCUCAGUACCCACAGCCCCUGGCCGGCGCCUUUGGCGGCAGAAGAGUAUAAAUAAAGUACCAGAAGACAAGGAGAAACCAGGGAGAGCUAGUCCUCUACAGAGCAUCCCAAGCCCAUCUGGCCUUGGGAAGACAGGUGGGAGCAAGAAGCGGAGCCCUGAAGUCAGGGCACCGAACUCAGACUCUGUAGAAGAGGGGCAAGUUGGAAGAGUGAAACUUCGGAAGAUUGUCAAUGGGACAUGCUGGGAGGUGGUACAAGAGCCUCCCCUCAAAAAUUCUCAAGACAGCCCUCAGAUCCUGGAAGCUCAGCACUUGGAAGAGACUGCGAGUACUCAGCCAUCCUCACAUAAAGAGCAGGAACUGUCAUCUGCUCAGGUAGACCUUUGUCAGGACUCCCCCUUGUGCUCUAGACUCCAAGACAUUCUGCUCUCUGCUAGCCGCUCCCCAGACCACGCAGUAGUGAAGUCUGAGUUCGGGUCCAGUCCAGAACUGAUAGGGAAGGAACCUGGGUUGACUAUGGACUGCAGAGAGCCCUAUGCAUUUGACACAGCCCUGCUGGGGCAGCCCUGCGAAGCCGAGGAGUACCGCAUCACGAGCGCUGCUGCCACCAGCGAGCUAGAGGAGAUCCUGGACUUCAUGCUGUGUGGCUCAGACAUUGAGCCCCCCAUAGAGCCCCCCAUAGGGUCUCUGCAAAGUCCUGGAGGGGAGGGCUGCAGGACCCCUAGCUAUCAUCUGACAGAAACAGGAAAGAACUGGAUUGAAGGGGAUGAAUGGUGUUUGCCAGACUUGGAACUCUGGCCCAGGGAGCUCACAGGACUGGAAAAGGAACCAGUUGGUGAGAACAAAGAGCCAGUUGAGCCCUUUAGCCCCCUUGUUAUGCCUUCUGAGAACAAAGAGCCAAUUGAGUCCCUUAGCCCCCUUGUCAUACCCUCUGAGGUGAGUGAAGGAGAGGUACUUUCAGUAGGAGGUUCCUGGACUCCAGAUCUGGAAAUUACCAGUUCCCAACCACUGGAUGGUCGGAGAGAUAAGCUUCAUAUGGACUCUCUUGACCUUCCCCAAAGGUCCUAUGAGGACCUCUCACCUCCCUGUUCGAACUGGAUGGACACUGGGCCAGAAGUGUCCCUAAGUAUGGAUGAGGUGUUGUAUUCUGCUCCAGAGGCGGGCAAGGAGGUACCUGACAACUCUGAGUUGUUGGACACGCUUUCUGCCAGCUCCGAAGAGGAAGAGAUUGAUGUGGUGGACUGGACAUCAGAGGGGAGGCUGGUGCCCACUGGUAUUCCCUCUGUGUGGCCCGACCCUUCCUCAGAGUCAGACACAGAAGUGGACAUACUAACGUAGAACAGGAAGUAGGUUAGGGGCAAUGGGAGGGUGGGAAACGUUGGCUAGUGAAAGGGAUAUUGACAGAGGCUAGCAUAUGCCAGGUCCUCUUAGCACAAGAGGCAGGUAUACUCCUAGCUCUCUUAAGGUCCUUUCUUCUCCCCAGGCUUUGGGAGCCAGGCAAAAAUAGUACCAUAGGUACAAAAUUAUGAACUUGAACCAUCUUAUUUCAUUGUAAUCUAUUUUCCAGUUAGUGAUAAACAAGUGAAACUAUAAACUGUGGUCCCCAACUCUACUGGAUCAUAAGUAACAACCAGCACCAGGUCUCCUAAGUUAUGAAGCAUCUAGUCACUGCUAAUUCAAUAAUAAAUGAGAAAAAAUACUUUCUACAAAACAUAAAAUAUUUUAGAAGG
This is a messenger RNA of Mustela lutreola (European mink), 2618 nucleotides long. RefSeq names its product BTB domain containing 18 (gene BTBD18). The transcript is spliced from 2 exons. Gene Ontology annotation, biological process: positive regulation of transcription elongation by RNA polymerase II. Lineage: Eukaryota; Metazoa; Chordata; Mammalia; Carnivora; Mustelidae. The record is from RefSeq and is a predicted model, not a curated record. The coding region runs from base 31 to 2226 and encodes 731 amino acids. Gene Ontology annotation, molecular function: protein binding.